CCCUAGCCGUUCUCCGUGUGGUUCUGGACCCGCCCUCGUUCCCCACUUCCUUCUGCACGUGACUCCGGCCCGCCCCCCCUCUUCUGGUCCCCGGUGUGUGGAGAUGGCGGAGAUGUCGGUGGAGGAGAUCGGUGUGGGGUGUAUCGGGGCCGGGAAGAUGGCGCGUGGGGUGCUGGGUGGACUCCUGAUCACCGGUAAGGUGCCUGCAAAGAAUAUCACAGUGAGCGCUCCGACCGACACCAACCUGCAGUAUUUCCGGGAUCGCGGCUGCAGCACCACUCAUACCAACUCCGACGUGGUGUCCAAGUGCCGCGUGAUCUUCCUGGCCACCAAGCCGCACAUUAUUCCCACCGUCCUGGAGGAGGUGUCGUCUGCGUUCACACCGGAUCACGUGAUCAUUUCCAUGGCCGCCGGCGUGUCUCUGCAGACCCUGGAGAAGCUCUCUCCCAGCGGGACCAAGUUCCUCCGGAUGAGUCCUAACCUGCCGUGUUUGGUCCAGGAGGGGGCCGUGGUCUUCGCCCGCGGUUCCUGUGCGGGGCCGGGGGAGGCGGACAUGUUGAAGAACCUUCUGUCUGACUGUGGGUUGUGUGAGGAGACUCCGGAGACCUACAUCGAUAUCCACACGGGGCUCAGCGGCAGCGGGGUGGCCUAUGUUUACCUGUUUGCGGAAGCUCUGGCGGAUGGCGCUGUGAAGAUGGGGAUGCCCAGUGCCUUGUCCAGCCGCAUUGCAGCCCAGACUCUGCUGGGGGCAGCGAAGAUGAUUCUACAAAGUGGGGAACACCCCGCAAAGCUGCGCUCUGAUGUCUGCACCCCCGGAGGCACCACCAUACACGGACUCCAUGAACUGGAGAAGGGGGCCCUGAGGGCCACAGUAAUGAAUGCUGUGGAAGCUGCAACAAAUCGAGCCAGAGAUCUGGACAAGCGCUAACAGCUCCACACAUUCAUUGAGAGAAUUCAACGAGAGAGAUCCUUCCAACUCGUCAUCGGCUUCCCCACUGUGACUAGACAAUGGAUGGGGCUGUAAUGUAUUACAAUACCUGCAGAGCAAGAACAGCAAUUUGUACCUCGGGGGAGGAGCUACCACUCCCAUAUCGGAGACAAGCAAUCCCAGGAGGACCAAACUAGAACUUUUCUGAUUCUAAAAACAGAAAUAUACAUUGCAGCUCCUCGCUGUCCCCCUGUGUGGUUCUACUCUCAUCUCUGGGAGUUCUGUCAGUGGAACACAAAUAGCGAUAAAUAAAUUGCAAGCAAGUUUACCUAAAGGGUUCCCCCGCCCUUAAAAGGCGUAACAAAUGCAAAAUUUCCCCGACAUUCCCUCAGUACAUUCUGUGUCUUUGUAUCGGCAGUUCUGUGUUCUCUUCUAGAAAAAUGUUGCCGAAUAAAAUCUGUAUAUUGAAAUG
Rana temporaria (common frog) is the source of this 1400-nucleotide messenger RNA. RefSeq names its product pyrroline-5-carboxylate reductase 3 (gene PYCR3). The transcript is spliced from 6 exons. The coding region runs from base 104 to 928 and encodes 274 amino acids. The record is from RefSeq and is a predicted model, not a curated record. NCBI's taxonomy places the organism in Eukaryota, Metazoa, Chordata, Amphibia, Anura, Ranidae. Gene Ontology annotation, molecular function: pyrroline-5-carboxylate reductase activity. Gene Ontology annotation, biological process: L-proline biosynthetic process.